AUCGGCCAAUGAAAUGAGGGUAAAAUUUUCACGUUACCAAUUUUCGACGUUUGAGUGACAUUUAUAUCAAAACUUACUUUCUAAUGAAUUCAAAAUAUCUUCUAUAUUUAGUUUAAUAAGUUUUAGAAACGAAAUGGACUAACUUAUAUGCCAAUUUGUGUAUUAAAUAGCUCAAAAAUGGAAAACGAAGUCAGCAGCGCAAAUGAGGAUAAUAAUAAUGACCCAUUCACAAGUGAAUUACAGAAGGAGGGUAGUGAAAAAGUUUCAUCCACAUCAACGGAGAAACGGAAAUCAUCAAAACCACUUAUGGAAAAAAGAAGAAGAGCAAGGAUAAAUGCAAGCCUGUCAGAGCUGAAAACUUUUCUUUUAGAUGCCAUAAAGAAAGAAGGUAUGAGACAUAAUAAAAUGGAAAAAGCCGAUAUCUUGGAACUGACAGUUAAACAAUUACGCCAACUUCAAAGACAACAAUUUUCAAGUAACCCAAAUAGUGAUACAUUUCGAAUAGGAUUUAUAGAAUGUGCAACCGAAGUGUCUACAUUCUUAAAAAGCUUGCCAAAUAUAGAACCAGAUUUGCAGGCAAAACUACUCGAGCAUCUUUCAAAAUGUACAUCAGAUAAAAGUAUAAAACUGACCCGGGAACCUCAUAUUACCCCUUCAAUUUCUUGCAAACAUAAAGACCAAGAAUCAUCCAGUUCAAACGAUUCUUCAUAUUGUUAUAAUCAGAAUGAACGUUAUUCUAACCAACCUUCAAAUAACAGUGAUAAAUCAGGACGAAUUCAGUUGACUUCCGCUUUAACAAGAGAUUACUGUACAUCUCCAGAGUCAUUGAGAACAGUAGAACAACCAAAUAUAAUAGUACAGGGCCCAUCAACUUCUAAUGGAAUCAUACAAAAUUCUGGAUCUAUAAAUUUCCGAGAGACUAACACUAUGCAAAAUGUUCCUUUAAAUUCAGGACUAACAGUUGGAAAUAUAUUCAGUGGGUUAAAGGUUUUGCCCGUUAAACUUCAAACUGGUGAAACAACGUUUAUUAUUCCGACUAAUAUUGUGCCAGGUUCAUCCAUUCAAAACUGUGUCUUUCCAGUAAUGACGUCGAUUGACUGGGCUAAAAUUUCGACGCAACCGCAGUCGUUGUUUUAUAUGAAUACAUCGUCAAGUGAUACAAUGACACUGAAUAGUGGUACAGAUCAUACUGUUCAAAAUAUGAAUAACAGGAGAGAAAAUCAAGUCGGAAUAAGUACAUCUUCCGAAUCAAAUAUACUUAACCUCAGCAAUAAUGAACGAAGAGACAGUUCUCAAAACAAUAUGACUAUAAAUAGAAACUCGGCACAUCCAUAUGACAAUAGAAGUCGGGAAGAAAUUCAAAGACCGGUUUGGAGACCUUUCUAAAACUUUCGAUUAACAAAUGGCAUUUUGUUGUGUACUGAAGGAUUCUAGCGACUUUGUUUCCAAAAAUAAACAAACAAUGCAUUAAACUCUA
Messenger RNA from Mytilus californianus (California mussel), 1477 nucleotides. RefSeq lists its product as uncharacterized. The transcript has 4 exons. Gene Ontology annotation, molecular function: RNA polymerase II cis-regulatory region sequence-specific DNA binding; DNA-binding transcription factor activity, RNA polymerase II-specific; protein dimerization activity. The coding region runs from base 148 to 1386 and encodes 412 amino acids. Gene Ontology annotation, cellular component: nucleus. Gene Ontology annotation, biological process: anterior/posterior pattern specification; regulation of neurogenesis; regulation of transcription by RNA polymerase II. The record is from RefSeq and is a predicted model, not a curated record. Lineage: Eukaryota; Metazoa; Mollusca; Bivalvia; Mytilida; Mytilidae.